UAAUUUUUUAGUUCUUUUCUUGAAACUAGAAGAGGGUCCUCUAUAUCAUGUCACUCUUCAGACACUGUUCUCUUCCAUCUUCUUCGUCUCGUUUUGUUGAACCUUUUCUUUGAAGCUUCUUGUUUUUACUUUUUGAACUUUAAAGAUUCUAGCAUAUAUUCUAGCGCUGUAGCUCAAGAGCUACUGUACAAGUUGUGGGUUUGAGAGGAUGAGUGCUUCAAAGUUCAUUAAAUGUGUUACUGUCGGAGAUGGAGCUGUUGGGAAGACCUGUAUGCUCAUUUGUUACACCAGCAACAAGUUCCCCACUGAUUAUAUACCCACAGUGUUUGACAAUUUCAGCGCCAAUGUGGCUGUGGAUGGGAGCAUUGUCAACUUGGGACUCUGGGAUACUGCAGGUCAGGAAGAUUAUAGCAGGUUAAGGCCACUGAGUUACAGAGGUGCAGAUAUAUUUGUCUUAGCUUUCUCAUUAAUCAGUAGGGCAAGCUAUGAAAAUGUUCUUAAGAAGUGGAUGCCUGAACUUCGCCGAUUUGCACCCAAUGUUCCAAUUGUUCUUGUUGGAACAAAGUUAGAUAUUCGUGAGGAUAGUAGGUAUUUUGCUGAGCAUAUGGGAUCUAAUGUCAUAACAUCUGCUCAGGGAGAGGAACUGAGGAAACAAAUUGGUGCAGCAGCUUAUAUAGAAUGCAGCUCUAAGACUCAACAGAAUGUCAAAGCUGUAUUUGACACUGCAAUCAAGGUUGUUCUUCAACCUCCAAGGAGGAAGGAGAUGGCAAGGAAGAAAAAGCGUAGAAGGUCUGGCUGUGGAAUUGCGACAAUUGUCUGUGGAGGCUGUGCUGCUUAAGGGCAUGUUGAAGCAAGCUGCAGUGGAAAGUAAUCGCACUUUUGACGUUGAUUGUUGUUUUGAAAAUGCUUUUUGGUGCUGGUUCCUGACAGCCGUGUAGAUGUCUAAAUUGGCUAAUAUAUGUGUACUUUAGCUGCUGUAACAUAUAGUCUGAAGAACUAAUGAAUGUUUAGCUUCAUUUGUCAAAUUUGCCAGGAAAGAAGUGAAGGGAAUUGUUCAUUCUCCUCUCAUGUACUGUUACUGGGUAAAUUAUGCUUAGUCUGGUUGUUGUUUGAGUGCUGCUUGGCAUGUAUUAAUAUUAUGAAAUUGAUAGCCA
This is a messenger RNA of Corylus avellana, 1154 nucleotides long. RefSeq names its product RHO-related protein from plants 9 (gene ROP9). The record is from RefSeq and is a predicted model, not a curated record. Gene Ontology annotation, molecular function: GTPase activity; GTP binding. Gene Ontology annotation, biological process: small GTPase-mediated signal transduction. NCBI's taxonomy places the organism in Eukaryota, Viridiplantae, Streptophyta, Magnoliopsida, Fagales, Betulaceae.